Molecule: messenger RNA, 1002 nt
Organism: Verticillium alfalfae VaMs.102
Lineage: Eukaryota; Fungi; Ascomycota; Sordariomycetes; Glomerellales; Plectosphaerellaceae
Exons: 4
Coding region: 1-1002 (333 amino acids)
Source: RefSeq, a predicted model, not a curated record
AUGGACGGCGCAACUCCCCUCCCAGCCGAUGUGAACCGUGGCCCCGAGAUUCUAGGAGUCUGCGGGGCCAUGGUUGGCCUUGCUCUGGUAUUCGUGGUGCUGCGUGUGUAUGUCAGGGUCGCCAUCAUCCGACAGCUGGGCUGGGAUGACUAUUGUAUGAUUGUUGCCAUGGCCGUCAUGUUCGCAGAGAUGAUGGUCAUUAUACCGCAAGUUGGGUACGGAGCCGGCCGCCAUGUCGAGUUUAUCGAACCCAAGUCGAAUGUGGUCGAAGGCUUGCGUCUCAACUUUGUCACACAGCCUCUCUGCUUGAUAGCCCUGUGCCUGACUAAAGUCAGUGUCGGGCUGUUUUUGUUGCGAAUGACUCCCUCCGCCAGGUUUAGAAAAUUUAUCCUGGGCGUGAUGGUUUUUACCGUCUUGUCGGCUACAGGCAACCUCCCUUAUGCUUGGGACAUUUCGAUUCCCAACGGCCGAUGCAUCCCACCGGCUCACCUAAAAUUCGCAGCCUUCUUCAACUCGAGCGUCUCGGUUGUGACCGACUUUAUUUUUGCUGUGCUGCCGGUACCGAUCCUGUGGAAUGUUCAGCUCAACUGGAAAGUCAAGUCCGCCGUGGCCGCCAUCUUGUCGUUGGGCAUCUUGACCACCGUCGAGAUCUGCACCGCAAUCGUCGCAGCCUGCAUCCCCUGCCUCAAACCCCUAUUCAAAGCCAUGCUGCGCGGCUCGUCGGCCGACAAGUACCCUACCGGCUACAAGAUCAGGAGCGGCUACACGCGCAACAACACGACGGAUCUGGACACCAGGCCCCCGCGCUCCGAUUUCGGCAACAUUGAGCUGUUCACCCGCGCCAGUACCAUACACGAGAUCCAUGGUGGGUUUGGGCUCAAGAGCGGAUCGGAGGAGAGCAUCAUUCACCAGAAGGAUCUCGGGGGAGACGGCAUUGUCAAGACUGUCAAUAUCUCCGUCUCUGUGGACGAGGAGCGGAAGAAGCCGAAGGAGGUCCUGUAA